Molecule: messenger RNA, 2165 nt
Organism: Falco peregrinus (peregrine falcon)
Lineage: Eukaryota; Metazoa; Chordata; Aves; Falconiformes; Falconidae
Gene: RGP1
Product: RGP1 homolog, RAB6A GEF complex partner 1
Exons: 9
Coding region: 158-1321 (387 amino acids)
Biological process (GO): retrograde transport, endosome to Golgi
Cellular component (GO): Golgi membrane; Ric1-Rgp1 guanyl-nucleotide exchange factor complex
Source: RefSeq, a predicted model, not a curated record
GAGCAUUACCGAGAGCUGGCCGAGCGUUGCCCGAGCGCUCCCGAGCGCUGCCCGAGCUUUGCCGAAGUAGGUCGGGAGGGCCCCUGCGCGGCCGAGGGGAAGCCAGGCCGGGAGCGGCGAGUAGUGCGGAGCGGUGUGCAGCAGGGCUGUCCAAGCCAUGAUUGAGGUCUUGGCCAAGCUGGGCCGUGGGCCUGUCUUCCUGGCAGGAGAGGUGCUGGAGUGCGUGAUCACUUUCACCAACCCAUUAUCGGCCUCAUCGACGUCCGCCAGCAGUGAGAUGCUGGCGUGGGCCAGCGCUCAGAUCCACUGCCAGUUUCAUGCCAGCGAGAACCGGGUAGCGCUCCCUCCUUCUGAUGGCAGCAAGCACGAUGUGCAGGCAGAGAAUGAGACAGUCUUCGUCCCCAACAGAGGAGAGCGUGGUCAGUGUAUCCUGUCCACACCACCAAAGAUUCUCUUCUGUGACUUGCGACUGGAUCCUGGGGAGUCAAAGUCCUAUUCAUACUGUGAGACGCUGCCCAUAGACGGCCCUCCCUCUUUCCGGGGACAGUCGGUGAAGUACGUGUACAAGUUGACCAUCGGCUGCCAGCGUGUCAACUCCCCCAUCAAGCUCCUGCGCGUACCCUUCCGUGUUCUCGUGCUGCAUGGGCUCAAGGAUUACCAGUUCCCACAGGAUGAGGCUGUUGCACCCUCAAACCCCUUCCUGGAGGAGGAGGAGGGCUUGAAGAAAGAUUCUCGCCUGGCAGACCUGGCAACAGAACUGCUCAUGGUGGCCACUUCCCGACGCAGUCUGCACCUGUAUAACAUCAGCAACACUCGUGGGAAGGUGGGGACGUUCUGCAUCUUUAAGACUGUGUAUAAGAUCGGAGAGGAUGUCAUUGGGACCUUCAGCUUCUCAGAAGGGGACAUCCCAUGUCUGCAGUUCUCUGUGAGCCUGCAGACGGAGGAGAGCAUCCAGGAGGAGUUCCAGCGCCGGCGGGGACAGCCGGUCUCCUUCAGUACGCAUGCCCGCCAUCAGGAGGCCUGCCUGCACACCGCCCAGAGCAGCUUCAGCCUGCCCAUCCCACUCAGCUCUACCCCAGGCUUCACCACCAAUAUCGUUUCCCUGAAGUGGAGGCUGCACUUUGAAUUUGUGACCUCUGGGGAGUCGGUGGGGACUUGCUUGGUUCGUGGGAGCCAGUCGGAGGCCGUCACCUGGACUGGGGUGGAGCAGAUGGAAGUGGACACUUUCAGCUGGGACUUGCCCAUCAAAGUCCUUCCCACCAACCCCAUCCUGGCUUCCUAUGUAUCUCAGUUCUCCAACACUAACUCCAUCACCAUCUGAAGUGGGGACAGCUGGUAGGGGCUUGUGGUGCCACAACCGUGUGCUGUGGUGGGAGUGGUGGGCAGGACUGUCACUGGCAUGCAUCCCCUUGGGUUCAUCUGGGACACCCAGGUGAGCAUCAGGCAAGUGUCCCAUCUGCAGCUGAAGGAGCACUGUGCUUGUUGCCAUGUCGUGUGCUGCAGCCCUUGGCUGGGAGCUGGACCCUUCCUGCUUGGGUGAAGGUGCAAGUCCCAGGACUCAUCAAAAAGAAAUCUGCCUCCCAGGGAAUGGCCUGAUGUGCCUUUACCCCAUGAGGGAACUUCCAACAGGGAAAGGCCCAGCCCAGGGAAAGGAGAGGGUGAAAUGCCUGUACCAGCCUUUGGUAAAGGCUGUGCUCCUGCAGGGAGACCCCGCAAGCAGAGAUCUGGUGUCCAGGUGAGGCACAGUGGCCACCUGGGCUGGGUGGGAGCCUGCGCUCCUGCCCUGGCACACGCUCUGUCUCUUGUGAGGGGUGUCUCACACGCACAGCUUGGUGCCCCCACCACCCUCACCCAGAGCAGCCAGGUUCUGGCAGGCCAGCCCUGUGCUGCUGGCAUGUGCUGGUGUCCUGGAUGCAGCCACAUCCUGUGGCAACACGAUAGUGGUCAUCGGAAACUGAGAAGUACUUGGUGCCUGAGCUGUGCUUCUGGGCACGAAGGCAUCCUGCUACUCUCAGGAUCCUUGGGGAGCUGGAGUGAAUGUGUGAUGUGCAUUCAGGAGCUGGGAUGGAGGACUCCCUGCUCAACAGCCAGCUCCCCAUUUCUACCAAACCUUCCAGAGAUUUCUUCUUUGUAUGGAAAACUAAUAAAUGUCUGAUUGUACAAAA